GCUACAACAACAAAGAGAGCUCUGGUUCGCUUGUGUAGGAAACUGGCUAUCACAAGCUGGGAUUUUUGCGAAGAUGGUAUCUUUCUUCGUAACCAACAGAUUCACGAUGUGGUUUUGUGCUGGAGUGUGCAAAGGCCAGCUUCGUCUGCUACGCAAGGAGGGCAACUUAUACAACUACAUUGUCCGCUGUCUAAAUUCAACAGCUGCGUAUUCACAUCUCCGGGACAGCAACUACUUUUACCGCUGCUGCCUGACUGGGAAGUUUUCAUCCAACUGCUGUCCUCGUUUCCUGGAAAAGGAAAACUUCCACAAACUCAAGACAAGGCUUGCUGCGGAACCAGGAGCAUGUAUAUUUGAUUUGGAGUUCGUUUCUGUACAUCAUAAAGCAUCUCUAGCACCGGCAUAAUCUGUUGUGUAUA
Selaginella moellendorffii is the source of this 419-nucleotide messenger RNA. RefSeq lists its product as uncharacterized. The coding region runs from base 74 to 406 and encodes 110 amino acids. The transcript is spliced from 4 exons. The record is from RefSeq and is a predicted model, not a curated record. NCBI's taxonomy places the organism in Eukaryota, Viridiplantae, Streptophyta, Lycopodiopsida, Selaginellales, Selaginellaceae.